AUGUUGGACAAAGUAAAACAUGUUAUAUUGGUGCUGUCGGGAAAAGGUGGUGUUGGUAAAUCCACCGUCAGUACACAAUUGGCAUUGGCCUUAAGGGAAUCUGGUUUGAAGGUUGGCUUAUUAGACAUUGAUUUGUGUGGCCCAUCAGUUCCAUAUCUUUUGGGUCUGGAAGGUCGUGACAUCUAUCAAUGCGAUGAAGGUUGGGUCCCCAUUUACACGGACGAAAGUAAAAGUCUGGCUGUCAUGUCCAUCGGAUUCCUGCUGAAAAAUCGCAAUGAUCCAGUUAUUUGGCGUGGUCCGAAAAAAACUAUGAUGAUUAAACAAUUCCUUACCGAUGUCAAGUGGGAUGAGCUGGACUAUUUGAUCAUUGACACACCACCUGGUACUUCAGAUGAACAUAUCACCGUUAUGGAAUGUAUGCGUGAUGUACGUUGUGAUGGUGCCAUAAUUGUUACCACACCACAAGGUGUUGCCUUGGAUGAUGUCCGCAAAGAGAUAACAUUUUGUAAAAAGACCGGUAUCCAGAUAUUGGGUAUUGUAGAGAAUAUGAGCGGUUUUGUUUGCCCCCAUUGUACGACAUGUACGAAUAUUUUCUCAUCAGAGGGUGGUGUGGAGUUGGCCAAAAUGACGGGGGUGCCACAUUUGGGCACGGUGCCCAUCGAUCCACGUGUUAGUGUUUUGAAUGGUACAACACGUUCGGUGUUAACGGAAUUACCGGAAUCGGGAACGGCGGCCACUUUUAAGUUGCUGGUUGAGAAAAUAACAGCGUAA
Messenger RNA from Musca vetustissima, 771 nucleotides. RefSeq names its product cytosolic Fe-S cluster assembly factor Nubp2 homolog (gene Nubp2). Gene Ontology annotation, molecular function: ATP binding; ATP-dependent FeS chaperone activity; 4 iron, 4 sulfur cluster binding. Gene Ontology annotation, cellular component: cytosol. Bases 1 to 771 code for a protein of 256 amino acids. Gene Ontology annotation, biological process: iron-sulfur cluster assembly. The record is from RefSeq and is a predicted model, not a curated record. NCBI's taxonomy places the organism in Eukaryota, Metazoa, Arthropoda, Insecta, Diptera, Muscidae. The transcript has 2 exons.